Messenger RNA from Staurois parvus, 424 nucleotides. The record is from the annotation of a GenBank genome assembly. NCBI's taxonomy places the organism in Eukaryota, Metazoa, Chordata, Amphibia, Anura, Ranidae.
AGAGCCAAAGAUGUCGGCUCGGUCAUGUGAUCAAAUGUGUCCAAUCACAGCUGAUCACAUAGGGGACAAGUACACAGAUCAUCAGGGCGCUGAUGAUCAGUGUGCCCUGAUGAUCAGUGUGGCCCCAGAAGUGCCACCUGUCAGUGCUCAUCAGUGCCAGGUGCCAGUACCCAUCAGUGCCACAUCAAUGCCACAUAUCAGUGCAUACCAGUGCACAUCAAUGCCACAUAUCAGUGCCCAUCUGAGCUGCCUUUCAAUGUCACCAAUCAGUGCCAGUCAGUGCCACCUAUCAAUGCCAAUCAGUGCCACCUAUCAGUGCUGCCAAUCAGUGCCACCUAUCAGUGCCAGUCAGUGCUGCCUAUCAGUGUGCAUCAGUGCCGCCUAUCAGUGCCAUUCAGUGCUGCCUAUCAGUGCCACCUAUCAG